Messenger RNA from Ogataea philodendri, 441 nucleotides. RefSeq lists its product as uncharacterized. The transcript has a single exon. The record is from RefSeq and is a predicted model, not a curated record. NCBI's taxonomy places the organism in Eukaryota, Fungi, Ascomycota, Pichiomycetes, Pichiales, Pichiaceae. Gene Ontology annotation, cellular component: BLOC-1 complex. Gene Ontology annotation, biological process: endosome organization. Bases 1 to 441 code for a protein of 146 amino acids.
AUGGACGACCAAAGCUCUCAAACGACAGUCCACACGUCCGCGUCGACGCUCCGGCAGUCGUCCGUCCAUACGGAUGAGCUCACCAUCGACGACUCGGUGCAAUCGGUGUCCGAGAUCGAAAUUGACGACGAAGACGACCCGCUCAAGGUGAAAGAGCUCGCUUUGGCCUUUGACUAUCUGAUGUACAAAAUCCAAGACCACACGAGCCAACUCAGCGAGCGCGUGGAAAACCACGUUAUCCAAUCAAAAGCAGAACACGAGGUGGAUAUCCACGCGAUCCAGCAAAAAUUAGAACAGAUAAAGCUGCUUCUGGCCCAUUGCGACAAAGUCGACCAGGAAAUCGAUAAGCUCGAACAACUCAACAUCAUCGCCAAGGAUUUCAACCAAAGACUCCUCAGCGUCCAACGAAGAAUGGACGCACACGCUAAAAAGUUCAAGUGA